AGGUUCAGACAGCAGGAGAUUGGUGUGGCUCGGUGCGGAAGUGACGUCAUAGUCAUUUCCGGAUGGUUUCGCUGGACGGAGGCAGUGUAGUGCAGAAGUCUACAGCUGGUGAUCGAUGUUUUGUUCCUUAAACUACAACUGAGAAAAUGCAGAACAACUAUAAAGGCAACUUAAAUCAAGCAGCUCCGAAUCCAAAUGGGAGAGCAAAAUUCGCAUGCGAUGACUGCAGCUUUUCCUGUAGUUCCUUGCAAAAUUUUAGAAUCCAUCUGCAAUUGUACAUAACAAGUCAAGUGAAAGCUUUAAGUUCCAGAAAAGCCAAAAUGGAGUGUGGUACUGGAAGCUCAGCCAGCAAUUCCAAAAUUAAACCAGAUGGUGCAAGCUCAGCCAGCAAUUCCGAAAUUAAACCAGAUGGUGCAAGCUCAGCCAGCAAUUCCGAAAUUAAACCAGAUGAUGCAAGCUCAGCCAGCAAUUCCGAAAUUAAACCAGAUGGUGCAAGCUCGGCCAGCAAUUCCGAAAUUAAACCAGAUGAUGCAAGCUCAGCCAGGAAAACCGAAAGGGAGCAUAGAAGUGAAAGCUCAACAAGAAAAACCGAAAUGGAGCAGGGUAGUGGCAGCUCAGCCAGAAAAACUGAAAGGGAGCGUGGUGGAAACUCAGCCAGAAAAACCCAAAGAAAAAGCAGUAGUGAAACCACAGCAGAAAAACUGAAAGGGAGACUAUUAGUGAGAGCUCUGCCAGAAAAACCAAAAGGAAAUGUGGUGGCAAAAGCACUGCCAGAAAAAAUGAAAUGGAAAGCGAUGGUGAAAGAUCAACCAGAAAAACCAAAAUGGAAACCGAUAGUGGAAUCUCAGCCAGGGACUGUGCCUGGGAACAGCGGAAGAAAUAUUGCGAAGUUAAAAGAUUAUAUAGCAAGAACAGACAGGGAGCCUCUCAUUGGUUUGGAGUAUGUCCUAGAAUAUUGUUUAAAAAAAGGAAAUGAAUCAGAAAUUAAAUAUUUUUGUCAUCUGUGUGAAUGCGACACAGAUGUUGACCCUAUGGUAGAGCAUCUGGCUGGGUUUGGACACCGAAAACUUUAUCUGGCAAAAGAAUAUCCAUAUGUUCUAAAAGCUCAGCCAAGCAGCAAAGAAGAUCAAUCUCAAUUCAUAAGAAGAAUGGCUUUGGAGAUAGAACGGGAAGAGGGAACAAAGAUGUACAUGAUUAAUUCAUCAAUAUGGACGGAAACUGUGAUGACUCUCAGAACAGCAGACAAAAAAAUGAGAAAGAAAACAAGGUGGGAUGAUAACAAGAAUGAUGAAACAAGAAUGAAGAAAGCACUAAAGUUUUUGGAAAAAUUUGAGAUUGAAAGUGAAAUUGAAGCAACAACUGUAUCUAGACUCUGCGAGAAGCUGACAGCUAAUCUGAAAUUCUAUAACACCAAGUCAAAGGACGAUGCACUUUUUCCGGCUAGAGUUGCCAGAGCACAGGAUGUGGCCAUGGCCUUGAUGAGGAAUGUUGCAAAACAGCGUCUGCAGAAUCAAGCCCAGAAGCCAAAACCUCAAGUGUCUCCACAACUUAACACGAGACCACCACCUCUUCAAGGAAAUGCCAAUUUGACACACAACGUUGGGAUUCUAAGUGGUUUUCCUGGGGCAAAUUUUCAAAAAUUUAAUAUAAAACAAAAUAUGCCAAAGGCAACUCCGUAUCCACAGGGGCAACAAUAUCCAUUUGGUCUCCUGAACCAGAAACAAGCAAUGCAAAUGAAAGAACCCCAGCAGAAAGCUGAAAAUACUCAGCUUGGUGAUUCCUUUAUGAAGAACCUAAGCCAGGAAGAUACUCAGUUUUUUAAGAAAUUAACGGCGUUGCUUGAUGUUCUUCCACAAAAUGCCUCAUCGUCUGACAGUUCACAAAUGAAUUCAAAAUUGCUGAUGUUAAAGUCACUGAUAGUAGACCAAAAGAGUGCAGAACAUGAACAAGCAAACCAGAAAUUGAUGACGCAGAUUGCCUCUAUGGUGAAGGAUACUAUAAGUGCACAGAAUGCCUCUCUAAAUCAGCAACUAAUGAUGUUAAUGAGCUCUCAGAAUAGCACGGCUAUGGUCAUGCAGACGGCCUCCCUUAGAAAUAACCUUAUGGGCCCAGAUGGCAUGAGUUCAGCUGGUUUCGUUCAAGGACUUCAGAGUUCGGGAAAUAUGCAGUCAAAUAUGAAUUCAUUGAUGCCUUUUAACCAGAAUAUUGGAAGCCAAAUGUAUGGACAGACGGGAAGAAUCGGAAUGGGGCCAGUGGAUCAGAGUGCCUAUCAAGUUCCACAGGUUGACAUGCAAAAUUUUCCUACUAGUUCGCAAAACUAUCCUAGCAUGCCCCAAAAGUAUCCUGGUACAUCACAGAAUCAUCCCAGUACAUCCCAAAACUUUCCUAGCACGUCCCAAAACUUUCCUAGCACGUCCCAAAACUAUCCUAGCACGUCCCAAAACUAUCCUAGCACGUCCCAAAACUAUCCUAGCACUUCCCAGAACUAUCCUAGUACAUCACAGGACUAUGACAAUUUCGCAUAUAGAAAUUCAGUGGAAGGAAAUUUUUCAAGACAAGGAGAACCAUAUGUCAGUAAGCGGGAUGGCAUUGCUAACACUCUGACUACGGGGCAAAAUGAACGAACGACUCUCACACAUACUGAUGAACCUAGCGUGUAUGACAAAGAAUUGGAUAAAUCUUAUUAUAGCAACCCAUCAAAACAAGUUCCAGAGUCUAGAUAUAAUGACCGUAUGGAAAAGCAGGCAUCAUAUACUAGAGUUUGCCUCUCACCGAGUUCUCCAAGAAAUCAGUAUGCUGAUUAUAAUGAAAAUCCAAGAGAAGAAAUCGGAAUACAAGACCAGAGACAACACAGCUUAAGAUCUUACAAUUCCUCUAACUGGGAUGAUCAGGAGGAGGAUAUGCGGUAUAUUAAGCGUGCCAGACUGGACUUAGACAAAAGAUCUGAUAGAUCGGAAAGUUACAGUAAUCAGUCACUUGAAUCUCUUGGCAUGAAUACAGCCAGCAUGCCGGAGGAGCUCCUAAAGAGGAUUAAAGGAAAGGAUUUGUUUACCACGUCAGCAAUUAUUAGCGAGUAUUCAGAAAGACGUUCUGGAAAAUAAGGAUAUUACAUGUGGCCGUGGACAACUACAAGAAUAUACGCUGAUGUCCAGUAUCUCCAUGAAAGGAGUCCUGAUUGUUUUAUUUCCUAAGCAAAUGAGUUUUGCCUAGUUUUAUGUAAAGAUUGUUUGUUUAAAGUAGGUCUGUGUUCACAUUUACAUGCAGCUUGAGUUUCUAUUCGAUGGAAAAAGUCUCACUUUGCUGGACAGGAAACAUUGCAUCUGCCUGUGUGUAGGUGUGAACACAGGAUAAGUUUUUUGUUUCCUCAGUAAAUAUGUACAGGCGAUUAUUGUGCAGUUUUAGUAACAUCCUACAGUGGUUGCUAGUGUCUUGUGAAGUGUUUUGUUAAUGACUUUGCCAUUUAAAUUCAUGCAGCAGCUGGUAAUUUGUAUAGUUUCAUUAAAUCCAUCAUUUGGCCACCUGUA
Molecule: messenger RNA, 3524 nt
Organism: Bufo bufo (common toad)
Lineage: Eukaryota; Metazoa; Chordata; Amphibia; Anura; Bufonidae
Exons: 29
Coding region: 147-3101 (984 amino acids)
Source: RefSeq, a predicted model, not a curated record